AAAACAGCUGGAGCCUGAUCUCUGCUUUGAGAGUAGUAACCAAGAUGGCGGCGCCCAUGGACAAAGUUGCCGAACAUCACAAACAAAAACAGAUUUGUGCCUCAAGACCGGCCUACCGGCAAGGCAGGAGAGACAGAGCCGUGAAGGUGUACACAGUAAACCAGGAGUCCAGGUACCUGUUGGUCCAGGGUGUUCCCGCCAUCGGAGUGAGCGAGGAUCUCGUGAAGCGGUUUGCGCUGUACGGUGCCGUGCAGGAGUACCGGAUCCUACACGAGUACCCUGCUGAGGAGUUCACACAGGCUUACUGGGUCAAGUUCGACAGACUGCAGGCCGCAAGAGUAGCCAAGAGAAAACUUGAUGAGUACUCGUUCUUCGGAGGCGUGCUCCAUGUGAGCUAUGCUCCUGAGUUUGAGACAGUGCAGGACACGAGGGAGAAGUUGGGAGAAAGGAGACUCCUCAUCGCCAACAAAACUAGAGGAAAUGAUCGUGUCAAGCAGCAGCCCACUCCAUCACAACAGGAAAGAAGGAAACCUCAGGCUUCAACUUCAACUUCUACAUCAAUCUUACAAACUGAGCCAAGUCAUGGAACAAACUCCAGCUACCAGGAAACAUUUCCUCCAGUGCCUUCAGAAGUGGAAACAUUUCAUGCUCUUCCUGCACCCCCACAGCACCAGUGGUACCACCCUGCACAGCAUCACUCACAAUGGGACGUUCCAAAAGUUGCUUCCAAGCAGGGGGUUUAUCCUUUGGGUUACGAUGCUCGCUUAUCUGUUCAACCUCCUAACACAGACCAAUCAAACACAAGAAACAGAACACCUACAGAUAAUCAGGCUGAAGAUUCUAGGCCUCUCAUUGGUCCACAGCUUCCAUCCAAGGACCAAUCAGGUGGCAGCAAUGAGGGAGCUACAGGACAAGCUGUAAUAAGACCAGAUCUUGUUCCAAGACAAGUCCUGGCUGGUAGGAAGAGACCAGCUCCUCCUGGUUUCUUUGGAGAAGCCUUGGAGGAAGAGAAAGACUCUAAAGGAGAAGAUGAAGAAGACAAUGACCUGCAGAAGACAUCUUGUCCUGACACUGGCAGCUCCUCUAUGAACAGGACGGCAAUCUUUGUCAGACAGAAAAUGAGACAGAUUUCACAAACAAGGACCAUGUCUUCAGGUGGCAGGUCCUCCAGGUCAGGCUCAUCAUCAUCAUCGUCAGGGUCAUCCAAGUCAACAACUAGGAGGAGAAUUUGACUUUUGUCCUUUCUUUAUCGUUAUUGCACCUUAAGGAUACAAAUUAAGUUUAUUCCGUCUGUAACAAACGGCACCAAACACAAGCAAGAGAUACAUGAUACCGGUACACUUCAACUUUGUCCUGUAAAUUUAUUGUUUUUAUUUCAUAUUGUUGGAACAUUAACUACGUGGAAAGGCUGAUAAUCAUUGUACAGUUGUUUUCCAGGCAUUCUGACUUGUACAUGUACAUUGUCUACAGCAAUAUGCGUUUCCAAAAGUCAAAGCAUAUUUCAUGUUAAACUUGCAUGUAUACUCAAACCUGUCUAUAGUAACCACUGAACUCAAGGGACUCGCAAUAGUCGCAAUAGACUGGUGGUCACAAUCUGCAGCAUUCUUCCUGCUUUUGUGUCAAUUAAUCUCCAAGCAGAUCCUACGGUAGCAUAAGAUAGUAUCAAAAGACGGCAGUGGAGUGAAGCUGGCUUAGGAGUGUGUUUCACUACCGGGCAAGGACACCUUUUGUCUGACUACACUCCUUGGCCAGUUUGGUACUAUCUUAUGCCAUUGUAGGAUCUGCUUGGAGAUUAGUGUCAAUGGGAAAAAUUAUCUAAAGGACUAGUUGCAAGGUGGUCCAUACCUUAUACAGAGGUGGUCACAGUUACAUGUAUAAAGGUUUGACUUUAUUCUACAGAAUUACAUAUUUUUAUUUUAUGUAAGCGAUAAAUGUCAAUAUUUUUCCAUUUGCUGUGCCAUGUUUAUUUGGGAAGUACUUCUCAUUUCUUGCUGUUUAAAAGUGUCUGUAGCAAACAUUCUACCAAGAACAUUUAAUGAAAACAUCUGUGGCAAAAAUACAAGUGCAAUUUCUUACAUACUGGCAAAAGACAUUCACAUUUUGUGUGUUUUUUGUUCAGAAUUUGGGUUGGUGGAUUGUAUCGUUACUUUAGAGCAACUUUGCAAGCGAAAUACAUUUGAUUAUCAAGUUGUGCUGUCACAAAAGUGUUUAUGAGAAAGUUAUGUGUACAAACAGAUGCUUCAAACAGUGAUUCAAAUUGUAUCAAAAUGUACAGUUGAUUAACAGUGACACUAGUGUGGAGUUGCAAAUCAAUUGUACCUUAUGCACAUAAAUGCUUAUUCACAAAGAUUUAAUCUUAAGAGGAAGUUGUAAUCUCCAAGUAAAUGUUAGAAGUAAAAAUCAUAGCAUUUUCAAGCUCUCCAUUUCUGUUAUCAAUGCCACUGAAAGUUCAUACUUUGCAACCAAAAUGGUCAAGGGGAGCUAAAAAAGAAGUUACAAUUUUGCAUUGCAACAUCUAUCUGGAGACUUAGUCUGUUCCACAUGUAUGAAAACCAUUGGUCUUAAAAAGUUAUAUUCUGUUCCCUCUCAUCUUGCAAAUGUAAAAGUCCAGGUCAACAAAGAUGCCAGAAGAUAGUUUAUUCUAAUUUCAUUUGUGAUGCAGCACUGCUUUGCUUACCAAUUCAAAUGUCAAUCUAAACAAACGGUAUAUUUUUCCAAGAGUGCACAAAAUAUAUAUAUUCCAUUGAAACAUCAGGAAAACCUGCCAAUAUGGUAUUUUCUUUUGACAAAGUGAAAGAAACUCUGGUUAAAGUCCAUACUACACAACCAAAGUUUUUCACCUACCAACAUUCUAGUAGUCCUGAGGAAGGUAACAGAACAACCAAAACACUGGCAAGUAAAACUGUCUUUCACUUUGUCAAA
Branchiostoma floridae (Florida lancelet) is the source of this 2922-nucleotide messenger RNA. RefSeq names its product RNA-binding protein 48-like. Gene Ontology annotation, cellular component: nucleoplasm. Gene Ontology annotation, molecular function: RNA binding. Lineage: Eukaryota; Metazoa; Chordata; Leptocardii; Amphioxiformes; Branchiostomatidae. The record is from RefSeq and is a predicted model, not a curated record. The transcript is spliced from 5 exons. Bases 45 to 1232 code for a protein of 395 amino acids.